UCACAUAGGAGUUAAAACCUCCGAAAGGUUACCGGUUAAUCUUGGUACCGUUGGAAAGCUUAACAUCUAGUCUAGUACUAUUCGCUCGAUAGAUAAUGCUACAACAAUAGAAUAUCAAUACACGUUAAAGUGAGUUAAGAAAUUGAGAAUGCCGAAACGCAAGGUUGUGUCUCACGCUCGGCAGCGCCUCGCUGAAAGGAAAGCGAUCAGGGAUGAGAUGACGGGUGCCGGGAGGAGGCGAGAGGCCAAUGCAAGGAAACAGGAGGCUCGGGCGGUUCAGGUCCAAAAGAGAGCAGAUACACAAGCGGCAAAAGCCCGACAAACCGAAGCUAGGCGUGCUGCUAGGCGUGCUGCCAGACCAACAAAUGUAGUUGUGCGUCCCACAAGAUACGUCACUGUGACAAGACACAUACCAAGCUCAGCCCAAAGUGGUGCCUGUUACAUACCAAGUUCAGCCCAAGACGGUGCUACUAACAGUGUAAAUGGUUCUGGUGCAUCUGUCGACAGAAGGCCGGGUGGACCUGUGUCGACCGACAGUACAUCAGAAAAGCGUACGUAUAUCAAGAGGAAGGCAUUUCUCAGACUCUGUGUCUUCCUUCUAGUAUUGUUCCUGAUAGCUCUAACAGGCAUAGCACUGACAACUGUAGGAGUGGUGAAAGACGGCAUGGCCCUUACUGUGAUCGGCCCCUUGCUUCUCAUAAUAGGGAUAGGGGCAUUGGUAGCAGUUGGAAUACUAUUUUACUAUAAGUCUCGUAAAACUGGCUUCUUUUCUCCAUCCGAUAUAACAGAACCUACCAAUCCAAGUAUAAGGUCUACCUCGAUUGAUAUUAACUCCCCGCCAACCAGAACAACAGCUAAAAUUUCUUUUAUACCUGCUAGCAAAGAUAAACCAGAUAACCCUACAGCAUCGGGUGGAUCGGCCGAUCCCUCCAAACCUCCACCGGGAGGUGAAAAACAUGUUGCUGAAACAGUGUCCAAUCUUGCUCCUACUGCUGAAUCAUCUCCACCAAACUCUAAUGAACGUCAAGAUGGCUUUGCUAGUGCCACUGCGCCACCUAGUAAUAUUGCCACUGCCCCAUCCAGUUCUUCGCUACCACCACCCCCAUACACCACUGUGAGCGAAAUGCCGGAAAGGUCUAACACGCAUCAAGCUCCACACGACCGAAGAGACAGUAGAGAGGAUAUAGAUGUGACAAACUUACCUCCGUCUUAUAGCGAAGCCAUAUCUCGUAAAUCAGACGUGUGACAACGAUCAAAUGUGCAAUGCUUGAUUUUUUGGUCCGCCACGUGCUCAACUUUUCAUUUAUAGGCCGACACAAAUAUAGGUUAUUAUAGGUUCUCUAAUGAAAGUUCAUGAAUUCCAAUUAAUUCAACUUUCAUGCAUUGGAGACCCUUUGAUCGGUUAAUAUAAAUGAUGUUGCAGUGUCAGUUAUAAAGGAAAUAAAGUACUAUAUUUAUUUAUAUUAUCAUUAUGUCUAGAUCCAUAUGAUGAUUCUAUAUGUAUGAGAUCUCUUACGUCCGAUCCAUUGAGGAGAUCGCGUUCAAAUUAGAGAUCUAGAUUGGGAGAUUAUUCUCACUUCUAUUUUGUACUCAUAUUCACAGAAUAAGUAAUAGAACUA
This is a messenger RNA of Owenia fusiformis, 1619 nucleotides long. The record is from the annotation of a GenBank genome assembly. Lineage: Eukaryota; Metazoa; Annelida; Polychaeta; Sabellida; Oweniidae.